AUGACUGAGAUUGCCAAGAAAUUGACAAAAGAGGCCAGCAUUACAAAGAGGCUGGCGAAAGACGUGCUAGCUGACGCAAAGGAGCUGCAGUGUGAGCGCGCCCGCCUCGAGAAAAUGAAGUCAGAAGGCGCAGAAGAAGGUCGCCUUAAUAUUCAAACAAAUGUCAUAAAGGAUGUGGAGGAGUCCAUUCCUGCCAAUCUUGCACGCCUGCAGAAACAGAUAAAGGCCAUGGAGGCCGUGCUUAAAGAGGCAGAAGCCCUUCCGACUCCUCCUGAAAAAGAGCUAGAAGCGGCCAAGGAAGCUCUCAAGUUUGCAACAGAUACUUACGAAAGCAACAAGAAGUAA
Messenger RNA from Giardia duodenalis, 345 nucleotides. RefSeq names its product Tubulin binding cofactor A. Gene Ontology annotation, biological process: tubulin complex assembly; post-chaperonin tubulin folding pathway. NCBI's taxonomy places the organism in Eukaryota, Fornicata, Diplomonadida, Hexamitidae. Bases 1 to 345 code for a protein of 114 amino acids. Gene Ontology annotation, molecular function: beta-tubulin binding. The transcript has a single exon. Gene Ontology annotation, cellular component: cytosol; microtubule cytoskeleton. The record is from RefSeq and is a predicted model, not a curated record.